Molecule: messenger RNA, 1867 nt
Organism: Suillus subalutaceus
Lineage: Eukaryota; Fungi; Basidiomycota; Agaricomycetes; Boletales; Suillaceae
Exons: 6
Coding region: 190-1689 (499 amino acids)
Source: RefSeq, a predicted model, not a curated record
GUCUAAGUUCAAUGCAUGACCAUCGACCGUCUUUCGGCUCCGUAUCGACGCCCGCUCCCUUACUUACAUCUGCUUCGGCCUAUGAUAUCGCUCAGCCUGCACGCUUAGGACCGCAUACCGACACAAGUAUGUAAUUUUUGCAACAUAUAACAUGACGCGUGCCCUUUUGUUGAUGUUUAAGUUAUCCCCAUGAUCUUUUCCCCUCCAGGCGAUCCCUCCGAGAAGAGACCUGAUUCCCAAUCAUCAGGCAUGACCGUUCGCAGGUUAAGCGCGUCCGUUCGCGCCAAUGUUGGGGAUGACGAUAUUUUUACGACCCAGCAUCACACCCGAACCCUUCGUCGCCGUUCAAGUCGCCUGUCAAAGUGGUUGGAGGAGUUACGGGUUGAUUCCUCCACCGUUCAGCAGCCGCGUAGCCUCAAUAUCUCUACUAAUGUGGAAACCGUUGGAACUGAAUGUAAUCCCUACUUGGCGUAUCCUCACCUCAGCCUGGCAACUGUUCGUAAAAGUAUGGAUGAUGCUACUAGCAUGCACGAUUAUGUCGUAGUCGAUGACGGCGACGUGCAAGAAUAUAUUCCUCCUGAGGAUCCCGUGGAUAUAAAGGGAUCACAUGGUCAAUCAGCGCUUGCCGAUACUGCUGGUACAUGUCAUCAAUCGGCGACUGCAUGGCUUGAUACCCCCCCAUCUCGACAUCAGUUCCGUCUAUCAAUCAGAUCUCCUUCACCAGCCGCAUCAUCGAUAUCUCGCAGUCCAUCACGCCUGUCAAUGUUUCAACGCUCCUCGCGUGCCACUUCCAACUCGGAGGCGAGCAAUCCUUACAACCACAGUCGCUCCUCCAGCCUUCACACGUCACAUCUUGUGGCUGAACCUCGAUCGGAGGAACGUUGUACACAUUCGAGCCCCUCAUCGUGGCGGUGGCGACCGAGUGUGCUGGGGCAUUUCGUGUCCCUCUCUGACGGUGAUACACGCACAAGUACCCGUGACUCCCCAGGUAGUUCUUCCCGCCCCAGCAUGUCCUCAACCACCACAAGUUCCUCGUACGCAACCCCAUCCACCAAUGUGACGUAUGAGGAUGGAGCAUCGCUUGUACCUCCUUCGACGCCUCGAAAGUCGCACUUAUUUGGAUCUUUGAAGAUGCGUUCCCAAAAGGCUGUGACUUCUUCACUGUCGCUUUUCACCACUGAAACAAGUUCCUCGUUUCCGACGUCAUUCUCGUUACCAGCAUCUGAACCGCAGCUCUCCCAGCCGCCAGGUUUUCCAGGCUCAUUGGCGCGGAAGUCGAGUACAAUUCGGUUACCCUUCUCACCAAAGUCAAAGGCCCCGGAUAGUGCCCUUCCCAAUAUAUUUGUGGAAGGGUCAGACGCUACACGACCGCGCAUCGUGUACACCGGCAAAGGCCACGCUCCCAGAGUCUCUUUAUCUUCGAUCGCUAGUCAGUCACGAAGCACCAAGAAAAAGUUGGUCAUCGGUGGUAUCGCGCCGAAUGACGUUAAACGUCUUGAAGCUGUUCAAAAGUGGUGUCAGUCAUUUGGCGAAGUGGAUCAAAUCACGAGGAUGCCUAAUGGCGAUCUCCAUGUGAACUUCCAUAAGGCUGAAGUUGCAGAUACUGUGUGUCGUGUGCGCGCCAAAGUCUACAUCUCGGGUGUAGGUAGCGUACAUCUUUCUUGGUAUUCCGGAAAUAAACGACCAUAGCAUUCGUCACCGCCCUCAAACCAUACUCGUCUGUUUGUAAAGUGUACAACGCUGGAAUUACGUUCUACACCCGCCUAAUUCGAUAACUAUCAUUUCCCCAAGGUCUCUGGCCACUAAUUUCACUGAUGACUUGUAUCGAUUCCACGACCAUAUAUGCACGACCAUUUAUGACCCCAUU